GCGCGACUUGAAAAUUCCGCAUUGCAAUUCCAAUAAAUAGUCAACAUGGCGGAUAACGGAUUGAUGGUUACGAUUUCUGGUGCAGCACUUUCUCUUCUGUUUUAUGAGAAUGCACGGAGCCGAGGUGAUCAGAUGGGGUUUCUCCUCGGGGAAGUUCUGUCAUUGGUCACGAAGAACGUUACUGAUUUGGAGAGACAUGUGGAGUCGGUGAAGGUUCAUGUUGACAUCCAGAGUAUAGUGAAAUGCUCACCAACCGAUCAGAUCUACGACUCAGGUGGCAAGGUAAACGAAGACAAACUGAAGGACUUGAUCAAGGACAAGGGCAAGAGCGUCGUAGGAUGGUUCAGAUUCCGUCGUAACGCUUCACUCACUCCCACUCUGAGGGACAAAAUAGUCCACAAACAGUUUCUAUCGAUCUUUCGAGGCGCCAGUAAUCAGAUCAAUGAGAAUUAUUUCGUCGUUUGUAUGCUUAAUGCCUCUGUGUCCCCGGGAGAAGGGACUCACAAGUUCAAGCAUGUUUUUCUUCAUUACAAGCAGGGGAUGUACAAUGCAAUUCCACUUAGAAUCAACAAUCUGGGACAUGAUGCAACAAAACACGAUGGCUCAGACUACAAGCCAACUCCCAUAAAAUAUUCCGAUGAGCCAGACAGCUUUACAAUGCUCGUCAAGUCAUUGAAUUUGGAUUUGGCUCGCACCCCUGGCGUCGAGUCCAUCUGCAAGAUCGAGGAAGCUGCUGAACAACAUCUGGAGCAGAUAGUGCCAUUGGUAGUCAAGACUGAUCGGGAGGUCGCUCUGCUGGAGAAAAUGGUGAUGGAAGCCAGGCAGGAGCUAUUCGAGAAAUGCAUGCAGAAGGAGAUCGAGAGGAGAGAGAAAUGCAUAAUUGAGACUAAGUGCAGACUUCGCAGGGAGAGGGACAAGUUCCAGAGAAUUGAGGAGUCCACUUCCAGAAAUUCCACGUGUCAGGACGAUUUUUUGCUGGGGAAGGAGACAUCAGCCACUAGUAAGCAAAAGACUCUUCACUCCCUGGCCCUUGGCAGCCGCAUAUCACCCAACAAUGAGCACAUGUUGAAUCCCUUUGCGACUAAUAAAAAACCCUCCUACAGUCAGGCAACGAAGAAACAUACCGAGAGCAUGUUCGAGGACUCUGACCCAAACUGUCGAUAAUUCAUAAAAUUGUGUUCACGAGUUUAUCGAAAGGUUUUUUCGUUCAUUCAAUCUUCUUUGUGCAUUUCGUAAAAAAAGUUAACAGACUUUAGAAGAGAAUAAAUAGGAGAGUUUAAUGUUUAUCCAAAGAGAUUGUUAUCUGUGUCGUUGGAAUUAAAUUCCCAAUGUAUUUUUCAUCACAGACCCAUUAACAUACGUCACUGUAAAUAUUUUCUUACGUUAAAAUAUAACUAUUAACCAGGGA
Molecule: messenger RNA, 1408 nt
Organism: Diachasma alloeum
Lineage: Eukaryota; Metazoa; Arthropoda; Insecta; Hymenoptera; Braconidae
Product: BRISC complex subunit FAM175B
Exons: 6
Coding region: 46-1164 (372 amino acids)
Biological process (GO): protein K63-linked deubiquitination; mitotic spindle assembly; attachment of spindle microtubules to kinetochore
Cellular component (GO): nucleus
Molecular function (GO): microtubule binding; polyubiquitin modification-dependent protein binding
Source: RefSeq, a predicted model, not a curated record